AUGACCCUGUCUCAGAAACAUGUCUUGUCCGCCGCUCUUGCUGCCUUCGUCGCUUGGGGUCUUGCAGUACGCUAUCUCCCCGUUUUGCGAUUCCUCGGAUAUGCCUUUACAGCUGGUUGUCUGUCCAGCGUAUUCCUGCUGGUUGCAGCCAUUCUCACCUCGACGAUCUCUCCCUCAAAGCUUCGUCGCCAGUCCUCACUUUCCUGUGACAUUCCGAAUUUCAUGACGCCUCCGAAAUGGUCCGCAGAACUGGACCAAUACAACCGUUCACGCCGCUACAAAGCUCUGCAGCUCCACGACCAAUCGUUUGUCGUUUCACAGGCUGUAGAUAGCCUCCUCUCGUUGGCCCUGAGGGACUUUGUGACUUCGUGGUACAGCAACAUCACCCCCAGCCCGGUCUUUGUCAAUGAGGUGGACAGGAAUAUCCGGGCAGCCCUGGUGGAGAUUAGGGAUCGAAUCCUGAAAGAAGACAUGGUCAAUGUUAUUGUCUCCAAAGUUGUUCCAAUAAUCACUGCUCACUUGCGAGACUAUGACCAGGCCGAACGUGCCGUCCGGGGUCGAAGUUUGAAUCGCAACGUAACAGAGUCAGAAGAACUAGAACUGGCGAUAGCUGCCAAGUACAAGGAUGGAAAGCUGCAUGCGGCAGCUUCUCUCACUUAUUCUGACGCAAAGACCAUUCAGCAAGAUCAUCUUCGGAAAAUCCUUGUUCGCAUUCUCCCAGAUAUACUCUCUCCCAACAUGUUGGGCAGUCGUGCAACCUUGGUUCUUGUUAAGGAAAUUAUAUCCUGUGCAGUAUUGUAUCCUGUACUGCAACUCCUUGCAGAUCCCGACACUUGGAAUCAAAUUGUUGAGGCCUACGGACGAACCACACUUCAGGAUAGGCAAACUGUAAGAAGGAUGAGGGCUGCCUUAGACCAACACACCUCUUCCGUGCCCAAGCCGAGGGCAGAGCAGCAAUUGCCCCGCUUGGCGCCCGAUGAUAGUGAGCGAGCUUUUGAGCGAUUUGUUAGGGCCAUUCGCAAGACCAAGAACUUAUCCGACGCCCGACGAUUUCGUAGCUCAAUUGCCAGCCAGAUUCAACGGGAAAGCUUGGUCGAAGGUCAAGAUCCGGUCUAUUUACGCAGACUCGAGAUGGCAAAGCGCGUUCUCGACCAAAAAAUUGUGAAGCUCAGUCGAACUGGCAGUGUUGUCCAGCCAUCCGUCUCUCAAAACGACAAUCGUACAAAUACGAGCCCCAAAACCCGUGAAUGGACACUGGUGGAAAUCAUGCAUACCGCUUCAGGGCUAUCCUAUUUCAUGGAGUACAUGGAUCGGCAACAGAAAAUGUCCCUAGUCCAAUUUUGGGUUGUGGUCGACGGCUUCCGCAAUCCCUUAGAGGACGAUUUUGGGGACGACACUGCGCCGGUAGCACAACAGCAUUGGACGGAUACCGAUCGAAUGGACAUUGCGCAAAUCAGUGAAGCAUACAUGCUCAAGCCAGAACUGAAUAUCCCACAGGAAAGUAAGGAAGCCAUCAAAGCAUUCCUUGUUGCCGGGCGCAGGGCAACAACACAGCAGUACCAAUCUGCAAGAACGGCCAUUCUCUCAGCACAAUCGGCCGUCUUAGAAGAAUUGACAGCGCAGCAUCUUCCGAACUUUCGGAAGUCAGACUUGUACUACAAGUUUCUUGCAUCUGGUGAAGCCUCAUCCAUGCAACCCCGGCUACCGAGCUCCGACCAGCUGGCAGCUGACAUUUUACCCGCGCAAAAUGCGAUCUUGAAGCUACAGGCGCAACCUCAUGUAAUGAUGCGUACCAAUUCGCAACCAGCAGUCAAACCUAAAGACCUUCGGCGUGCUGCUGCAUCCUCCACUGAUGUUCGUAGUUUGGCUUCCUCUAGACUCUUCGAUGAUGAUCUCCCCAAACGCUCUGGGCCCUCGGCACCUCUUUUCGACGACGGGUAUGAUACCGACCCAUUGGCGCACUCUACCAACAGCCUGGGUCAUGAAUCUAUGAACGGCGACGCCGCAGCAGAGCAACGUCAGGUCAUCGAAAGCAUGGAAGCCGCUAUGAACAAUAUUAUGACCGACGAACCCGUUGAAGAUGGCAGAAGUUAUGAUGACGAUGCACUGUUUGGCUCUCCAAUAUCCAUUACCAAGUCAACCAGGACUUUGGAGUCUCCUCGUGAGUCACUUGACACUCCAAACAUCGAUGCAGUACCCGCAAGCAAAACAAAACCAAGUCUUGCGACAUUGGGGCUUGUCAAUACGUCCUCUCGCAUCGGAGUGUUCCGUGAUAACGAUCUGUUCCCCGACGAAGAAAAGUUCCUAGAGGACGAAUAUGUGGACAAUGACAGCUUUAAAGAUGAUGAAAUCGGUGAAGAUGAAAUCCACGAGGCCGCACCUGGCGACCUUGGUCUUGCAGAAGCAAUAACGGGCCUCACAAACGACAUUGAACGACUUAUAUCUCAGGAAUCCGUGGUAGAUGCAUUAACUCGCAAAGCCGAACUGACAAACAAUGUCGCGGAGCUCCGAAUCCUGUCGAAGUCCAAGUCAAGUCUCCAGCGGGAGAUACGUCGUAAAGAGCUCCAGCGCCAACAAUACAUUGUUCAAGAGAGUGACAACAGCUUGUUUGGUCGAUCGAAUAUUUCUAUUCAGUCAGUUGUCGUAGGCAAAGAAGAGGAUGGUCGGGAGUUUGCGCUGUACGUCGUCGAGGUUCAGCGACAAGCGGGUGAACAAAUGCCUGCUGCUAUGUGGGUGGUGACCCGUCGAUACAGUGAAUUUCACGACCUGCAUCAACGUUUGCGACGGAGGUAUCCUUCCACGAGAGACCUCGAAUUCCCGCGGAGAAGAGUGGUCAUGAAGCUUCAAAAAGCUUUUCUGCAGAAUCGACGGCUUGGGCUAGAAACUUAUCUCCAACAGCUACUUCGGAUGCCCGAUGUAUGCCGAAGCCGAGAAUUGAGGGCUUUCCUUUCUCAACAGAGCAUUGGAUCCCACAACAUCGGCAAUGCAACCGAGACGCAAGACAUUGUGAGUCGAAUUUACAAUUCAGUGACUGAUGGCAUGGAUGAAUUCCUGGGUAACAUUUCCGUUCUCGAUCAGCUGUCUGUUGCCGGUCAAAAUCUGAUCUCUGCUGCAACCAGUCAGCUAGGCAUGAACCAAGCUGAUGUUGUGUCAAUCGAAACUGGCCCGGUAGCGGAAGCUGAAGCUGAGCUUGCUGCCUUUGAAGAUAGGGAGUUGGAGCCCUUUGUCAAACCAAUUUGCGAUAUCUUCCUUGAGACAUUUGAACUUAACCGAGGAAACAAUUGGCUGCGCGGCCGUGCUGUGAUCGUGGUGCUGCACCAACUCUUAGGCGGCACUAUUGAGCGCAAGGUGCGUGAGCUCGUCAAAGGGUUCACACAGGAAGAUACACUACUCAAAUAUAUCGCAAUGAUCAAAGAUACCAUGUGGCCAGGAGGGGGCCGGCUAAGAGAAUCCAAGCCUCGAACAGCACCGGAGAAGAAGAAAUCCAAGACCGAGGCUGCGGUGAUGCUGAGUACGCUCGUCCCAGAGCUUGCAGCCAGCGUAGUUGGCAGAGCCAACGCACAGGCCGCCGCCCGAAGGAUAUCCGCAACGAUGAAUAACGCCCGUCUCAAUCAGCACCUUGUCUUUACCAUCCUUGAUGAGAUUAUUGGAGUAUUGUUUGAUCCAUCGAAAAAGGCUAUGGAUUGA
Exophiala aquamarina CBS 119918 is the source of this 3687-nucleotide messenger RNA. RefSeq lists its product as uncharacterized. The transcript has a single exon. The coding region runs from base 1 to 3687 and encodes 1228 amino acids. The record is from RefSeq and is a predicted model, not a curated record. Gene Ontology annotation, cellular component: intracellular membrane-bounded organelle. Gene Ontology annotation, molecular function: phosphatidylinositol binding. Lineage: Eukaryota; Fungi; Ascomycota; Eurotiomycetes; Chaetothyriales; Herpotrichiellaceae.